Messenger RNA from Pelobates cultripes (western spadefoot toad), 1154 nucleotides. NCBI's taxonomy places the organism in Eukaryota, Metazoa, Chordata, Amphibia, Anura, Pelobatidae. The record is from the annotation of a GenBank genome assembly.
AUGGCUACUCUGUCCCAGGAGAGAAGGGAUACUUGGCGGAGAUACUCAGAGGAGCUCUGCCACAACCUCAUCCCUCAGGCACCAGAGUUGGUCCUUGAGAGACCUAGCAAAGAUUAUCGGGAAAUUAAUAGCUUUAACACCAGCAUACAAUUCCCCCUUACUUUGCAGAAGAAGUCAGCUGUUUUUGGGGAAUUGACUAAGAGAGGGCGGCCAUUGGGAAUCAAAAUUUGUUCUCCCCAAGAAGGUCAGAGAAGAGUUGAAGUCCAUUCUGGAGUUAGAAAUUCCACUUCGUGUUAGAACUGGAAUUUCUGUUAGAGCAGCCUGCGGCAGUCACUCUGACGUCAGAUGCCUCAAGUCACGGUUGGGGUGCGUUUACAGCCCAGAACGCCAUAAGAGGAAUUUGGUCAGACCAAGAGAGUCACCUCCAUAUAAACAUCUUGGAGUUAAGAGCUAUAAAAUUAGCUCUCCAGCGUCUAGUUCCUCUAAACGUCACCAACGUCGGUAAAAGUCCAAUCGGACAACAGGACAGCAGUGGCUUAGAUAAACCACAGAGGGGGCACAAGAUCAGUGGGUCUUUGUUUUGAGGCUCUAGAUCUUUGGUCUUUGGCUUUAGCAAGCAAUGUUCAGGUUUUCACAGAAUACGUUCCGGGAGAGGCGAACGAGCUUGCAGACUCUCUCUCUCACCAAAGUUUUUCCCUGGCAACGAUUCAAUUAAAGAUUGCUCUAUUCCAAUGUAUAGAAAGCAAUUUUGGCCAGAGACAGGUAGAUCUGUUUGCAUCCCAAACAUCUGCACAAACACCCAGGUUCGUCUCCCGGACCUGGACAAAGGGAGCUUGGAAAAAGGAUACAAUGUCUUUCCAAUGGACAGAUGUUCCAGCCCCUUAUGCUUUCCCCCCUCCAUCUUUACUGAUGAAAGUGCUGGAGAAGAUCCGCAGGGACAGGGUACAGAGCUUAGUUCUCGUUUAUCCAGUAUGGACCUCCAGACCCUGGUAUCCCCUGAUCCAUCCGUUAGUCAAGGGAACCAAAAUCCCACUGGGCAUGACAGUGGACUGCUUUCAGGGAAACAGCGAUCUUCUGCUCAAGCUCCCGCAGUUGAUGUGGAUCGCAGCCCCUUUUAUCGGAUCAGUUCUUGGAUAUUAUUAACUCAUCUUUAA